AUGGACCUUAUAUACAGUCAAGAUUAUGGUACUUUGGAAAUAUAUAAAAUUGUGUGUAGGGCUAGCUUGUUAUUAUAUUUAAGUGAAGAAAAACUAAAUGAGAUUGAUAAGAGGUGUUUAUAUGGAUGCAGUGAUUAUAAGUUCUCUGCUACAUUAAAAUUCUAUAAUUCACAAUACUGUUUGAAUAUAAACCCACAGUAUAGUAAAUUUGAAAGUGAUUUAUCCUUUUACUUUAAAUUACCAGGAUAUAUCAAAGUAAAAGAUUUAAUUUCUGUUCAAUAUUAUAGAGAGACAAAAUUAACAGGAAUAAAUCAAAAUAUAUUAAAUAGAAAUAAUAAUCUUACUCCAUGUAUAAGGAUUGUAUUAAGUCUUGCUCAAAAUUCUACGACAAAUAUGAGCUUAGUUGAUAAUAUAAUUAGUGAUAAUUUUGAAUAUUUUGAAUUGGAUAAUGUAAUUACUGUUAGCCCUAAUUUUGAAAUUAAUAAAUUAAAACAUAUUACUAAUAAUGAAAAGGAAUUUCAAGUCAGAAUAUUAUGUAGAGAAUGUACUCAUGAAAUUGCAUCUUAUAAUAAUAAAUUAUUCUUUAUAGCUCCAUUACCAACGGAAAUAGUUCUAAAUUAUUCAGAAGCAUUAACAUGUGAUACUUGUUAUCCUUUAAUAUCUAUUAAAGAACGAAAUAAUAAGUAUGAUUUUAGACCACGUCCAAAUUGGAUUUGUAUAGGACCUCAACAUAUAUCAAUUCAUAAGAUCAAUUGUAAUGAAAUAUUUAAGUCAAUAUUAGAAAGUGAGAAAUCAAAUCCACAUUCUGAAUUAUCUCUACAAAUUCACAUUGCAAAUAAAAUCCAUAAUCUUUAUGGUUAUAACACUAUAAAGUGUAAACUAAAUAUUUUAUCUUGUCCAUCAUGUCAAAGUAAUAUUGGAUGGUUUGAUUUAAAUACUAUUUAUAUUUGGAAAUAUGCAAUUAAAUUUGAUAAAGUAUAUAGAAAUAUUGAAAAUUCUAUAGUAAAAGAAAUUAUAAAUAUAUUUAAAAAUCACACAUUAAAUUCUUUAUUAGCCUUUUAUUUAGAACAAGAAUGUAGAGAAAAUGGUACUUCCCAAGUUUAUAUUAUAAAUAAAAGUGAUAAACAAGAAAUAAAUGAAAUAUAUUCACUUAAAAUAUUUCAAAGAGAUAUAUUAUUGAUAGAUUUUCCAUUAUUUAUUGAUAAUAUUUCAUUAAAUAAUAAUAAAGAAUAUUUUAAUAUACAUAAAGCUCUAAAAGUUCAAUUUUCUAAAAUAGAAGAUAUAAAUAAUCAUAUAUUUAAAAAUAUAAUGGAUUAUCCUAAUGAUAAUCUAUCUAUUGAUCAUUUAAAUCUAAAAAUAUCUGACAUAUAUAGAUCUAUAAAUAUAUUUAAUAUUAAAGAGGUAUGUAAGAAGUAUAAUAUAGUGACAUUUAGUGAAAAAGAAUUCAUAGAAUUAAAGAAGUAUUUAAAAGAAAAGGAAAUAGGUGAAAUGAUUUCAAUAAUUGAUCUAUCAAUAUUUGAUGAAGAUUUAAUAUAA
This is a messenger RNA of Cryptosporidium muris RN66, 1536 nucleotides long. RefSeq lists its product as uncharacterized. The transcript has a single exon. The record is from RefSeq and is a predicted model, not a curated record. Bases 1 to 1536 code for a protein of 511 amino acids. Lineage: Eukaryota; Apicomplexa; Conoidasida; Eucoccidiorida; Cryptosporidiidae.